Molecule: messenger RNA, 530 nt
Organism: Panonychus citri (citrus red mite)
Lineage: Eukaryota; Metazoa; Arthropoda; Arachnida; Trombidiformes; Tetranychidae
Product: DET1- and DDB1-associated protein 1-like
Exons: 3
Coding region: 184-483 (99 amino acids)
Biological process (GO): positive regulation of proteasomal ubiquitin-dependent protein catabolic process
Cellular component (GO): Cul4-RING E3 ubiquitin ligase complex
Source: RefSeq, a predicted model, not a curated record
AAUUCUGUUUACAAUUUUUCAUUUUCUUCCUUCAUCAUGAUGAUACUUCACUUCUGACUUUUGAUGAAACCAUCAACCACUCUCUGAAUACAUUGGAUAUUUAAAUUAAUCGAAAUUCCAUCUAAAUAGUGAUUGUCUUUUUCUUCUAAUUGUAAACUAAUUCCUUGUAAAAUUGUAUCAAAAAUGUCUACUACUGAAUUUCUGAAGGGCCUCCCUGUUUAUAAUGCAAAUAAUUUUAGUCGAUUUCAAGCAGACUCAUUUAAAUCGUCUUCUAAAAAACCUUCGGUUUAUCUUCCAACGAAAGAUUUUCCAUCUGAACAGACCAUUACCACAGAAGGAAGCAACAUAUUUUUACGAUUUUUACACCAACAAUGGGACAAAAGUACAUCAAGAAAUUUGAAAAAGCGUGAUAGUAAUGGCGACCAAGAAACUGGAAUCACCAGGAAAAAGCUAAAGACAGAGACAAGUCCCUGUAGAACUUAAUUUAGAGCCAAAAUUACAACCUAAUAGCAACAAUAACAACAACUCAU